Salvia splendens (bonfire salvia) is the source of this 1503-nucleotide messenger RNA. RefSeq names its product receptor-like protein 52. The coding region runs from base 1 to 1503 and encodes 500 amino acids. The transcript has a single exon. The record is from RefSeq and is a predicted model, not a curated record. Lineage: Eukaryota; Viridiplantae; Streptophyta; Magnoliopsida; Lamiales; Lamiaceae. Gene Ontology annotation, molecular function: protein binding.
AUGUGGAGGAAGGACAACAAGGGAUCCAUGCCCAUUUUCAUGUUUCACCCUUUAUACUUUAUAGAGUGCUACCUAGGUCUAGUACAUUUUAAGAUCAUCUAUUGUUUAGAUGAAUUUGAAGCUUGGCAAUCUCAAAAUAAACUUGCAGGUCCGAUACCAUCCACCAUUGUGAAUCAAUCAAGACUGCUUAGUUUAGUGGUCGAUUCGAACAACUUAAGUGGAGAGAUUACACCAUUCAUUUUUCGCUCCCGCGACAUUAAGUUCUUAUCCAUUGCAAACAACAGUCUAUGGGGACCACUUCCACCCUUCAUUUGCAACAAUACAAGUCUUGAAUUUCUUGACUUUUCAAACAAUAACUUGAGUGGAAGUAUACCUCUUUGUCUAUUUGAAAACUUGAAGAAUCUUCAAGUUCUUAAUCUGGGUAGAAACAACAUGACUGGUUGGAUCCCUGAUAAUAUUUCUCCCAAUUGCAGCCUAAAGACUUUAGAUGUGAGUCACAACAAUUUGGUAGGAGGUGUUCCACUUUCUCUAGAGAAUUGCACUUCCUUAGAAGUUAUGAAUGUGAGAAACAAUCACAUAGUUGGUAAUUUCCCAUGUAUGCUCCCGUCUAGCUUGCGGUUGCUUGUGUUGCGUUCGAACAGAUUCCACGGAGAGAUCACAUGUCAAAAGAGUUGGCCAAGUCUUCAAAUCAUCGACAUCGCUUCCAAUAAUUUCAGUGGCAAAAUAAAUCCUUUUAACUUCACAUACUGGAGAGGAAUGGUGUUGGAUCGUGAUGCAGAAUUGGAGCGUAUCAACUUAGGCGUCAUGGCUACGAUAGGAUACUACUACGGGGACGAGGUGACAUUAACCAUUAAAGGGAUAGAGCUUGAGCUUGUCAAGAUUUGGCCAGAGUUUAUCUCUAUUGACUUCUCUUGCAAUAAUUUUCAUGGCGAAAUCCCCGUGGAAAUUGGUAAGCUCAACUCACUCUAUCUUCUCAACUUAUCUCACAACGCUCUCACCGGUCGAAUCCCAAAGUCAUUUGGCAAGUUGAGGCAGCUUGGAUCGCUUGACCUCUCGAUGAACCAGCUCACGGGGGAGAUACCAAAGGAGAUCGCGUCGCUCACAUUCCUUGUUGUGAUGAAUGUAUCUCACAACAAGCUAGUUGGAGAGAUUCCGAUUGGGAAUCAGUUGCAAACAUUUUCUGCUGAUUCAUUUGAAGGGAACACGGGAUUGUGUGGUCUCCCUCUGAACAUUAGCUGCACGAAUCCAUCACCGCAGUUUGUGGAAGUGGAAUCGGAUAGGGAGAUUGAGUGGGAUUAUGUGUUUGCUGCUGCUGGAUAUGUUGUGGGCUUAGGAGGUUUCUCUUGGGUGCUUUUACUUUGUCCAAGUUUCAGGUAUAAAUACUUCGAGAAAGUUGAGGAUGUUUUCGAGAAGAUCUUUGAGUGUUGCCAAAGCCGGAAAGAGGAGAUAGACGGAGUUGUGAGGAAUCAGGUUAGAAGAGACAAUAGUGGUGAUGAAGCUUAG